GUCAGAGGACAUAUAGGCAGCUGUGUGACCCAAGACGACAUCUGUGUGACCCAGGAGGACGUCGGAGGACAUAUAGGCAGCUGUGUGACCCAAGAAGUCAGCUGUGUGACCCAAGAGAACAGCUGUGUGACCCAGGAGGACGUCAGGAGGACAUAUAGGCAGCUGUGUAACACAAGAUGACAGCUGUGUGACCCAAGAAGUCAGCUGUGUGACCCAAGAGGACAGCUGUGUGACCCAAGAGGAUGUCAGAGGACAUAUAGGCAGCUGUGUGACCCAAGAUGACAGCUGUGUGACCCAAGAAGACAGUUGUGUGACCCAAGAGGACAGUUGUGUGACUCAAGAGGACAGCUGUGUGACCCAAGAUGACAGCUGUUUGACCCAAGAGGACGUCGGAGGACAUAUAGGCAGCUGUGUGACCCAAGAGGACAGCUGUGUGACCCAAGAAGACAGCUGUUUGACCCAAGAAGACAGCUGUUUGACUCAAGAGGACAGCUGUUUGACUCAAGAGGACAGCUGUUUGACCCAAGAGGACGUCGGAGGACAUAUAGGCAGCUGUGUGACCCAAGAUGACACUCAGGGUCAUAGAGACAGCGUGGACAUGACUCAAGAGGACAUUGUUGGACACAAAGACAGGGAAGGCAGGGACAGUGUUUGGGGUUCCUCGCCACAACAAUACGUGUUUAGUGUUGGCCAGAAACAUGGUGAUGGACUUGAGACACAGGUGAAUGGUGACUGUGUUAGUGAGCGUGUGAGUUCUAGUGCAAAUAGCAGAGUACUUGCUAAAAAUAGUGAUGCAAGUGACGGUCAAGUUGGUGAUACUGUUCACGUAACCAAAUCACAAGUUUGGUUGGAUACAUCGGUUGUGUCAAGGACCUCUGAUAUAAACAAGAAGGGAUGUAUGUGCUUACCGUUAACAGAGUACCUGUACUCUGCCGCACACUUGGACGGAAGUACAGCACAAAACUCAAGUGAGAGGAACCUGGGCGGCCGCCAGGAGGUGAUGAUGGCCACACUGUCCCCCACCACCUGCUGUACCACCACUGACAUCCACCUGAGGAGUAAGUCUGGGGGAAGUACGACACACCUACCCACUGAGGCGUUUCCCGGCUGCACUAAGGAUGACCAGGCUGCCAUCACCACCACAAACGACUCUUCAACUGACACCCACCAUCCACACACACAGAUGAUUGUUGAUGAACAGCAAGAUACAGUUUGGAAUGAUUCUCGGGGAACUCUUACAGAUAAACAUACUCAGUCAUCACCCCAGAACCUCACAGCAGGUGUAGGUUACCAAAACACCACAACAACUGAUAAGCGAAAACCAUUCAACCAGCGCCAUUUGGCUGAGUUUGUACCGAUACAAAAAGCAUCUGGCGAGAACUUACGGGAGGAGACCAGGAGGAUUGUGAUGAUGCUGAGAAACGACAAGACGUGUAAAGUUCCUCGUCCCAGCCUGGGCCUACAGGACAGAGUACAGAGUCUGGUGCAGCGCUCAACAGGGAAGCGUACCAGUUACAUCAAGGGCCCCAGGUUCUGCAACACUUUCGUCAAGACCAUAGUGAAACAGUCUCAUGACAAACUCCAAACUCGGAGAGAUUCGUUUCAAGAGUUAAAGAAGAGUCGUAGGGAACAGACUGCCCAACGAGUCUUAGUGAACCCGGCGCCUUGUUAUGGUGGUGUUGAUGUGAUUGUCUCCACCGCCCACGGCCCACCUUCUGAUGUUGAUGGUGGUGUCGGGUGGCCACAUCAAGAUGGGGCCGCCACCUGGAGGGAUGACAAGGAGACUCCUGCCUUAACACUCACGGCUGUGUCUCCCUCCUCUACAAUCACUGCCUCACGUGGAUACAGUUUGCAGAAAGACAUGAAUUAUCAACAAGAAAACAGAGACAAGAAUAAAGGAGAUGAGGUAACUGACGCUAACAAAACAGACAUAAACAAACAGUGUAUAAAUAUGAAUGAGGUGGAACAUCUUAGCAGAGAAAUGGUGGCAGUGGCGAGAAGUCUGGACGGAGGAAGUGUUGGAAACCUCAAUCAAAAUACACAACAUCUGCCAGAACAACAAGAAUUUAACAAUCAUAUGGUGUUACAGAGGAAAAGUAUCGGUGCUACAGAGUCUAGCAUUACGUUACAAGGUAAAUUAACGAAUACUAUCGAUCAAUACUGUGUUUCCUCCUGGCCACUAGUCUCACAGAUGAACCGCUCUGAUGUCACGCACCAACCUGUUCCCCCACGUGAUGUUGUGAGUCAGCCAUCAGAAACAAUGGUUGACUCUGACCCCGUGUGUGAGCGAGACUACGUUGCUGUAGAUGUGAACGAAGAACAUAACAAGACUGAUGAAGUGUUGGGUGAGACGGCAGGGAGGUCGACCAUCAUGUCUGGCUCCAGUGAUCACCCGACUACCAGUGUGUUCUCGACCAGUGUGUCCUCGACUAGUGCGUCCUCGACUAGUGCGUCCUCGACCAGUGCGUCCUCGACCAGUACGUCCUCGACCAGUGUGUCCUCGACCAGUACGUCCUCGACCAGUGUGUCCUCGACCAGUGUGUCCUCGGCUACUGUGUCCUCGACUAAAGUGUCUUUAAUCAGUAGAAUAUCAGAUAAGAUGGAGGUGUUGCUCACUACCGCUUCUACUGAAACUACAGAUUCGAGUUCUAGUUUGAAAAAUAAAUCAGAGUCAAUGAAGUGUACAAGAAAACCCUCUGGUGACACUGUUGACCUCAAGGCGCACAUUGCUUCACUCAACAAAGUCUCCCUGAAUCAUCGAGGCUCCGUACAAAAGAGACAAUUUAAUGGUCAGAAUGUUAAGACAUCCCCAAGUACACUGUCAGAGGUAAUGGAUACAGACACGGGCGGCUCUGCAAACAUGUCUGUCACACCGGGAACUGAUCAGACACCUUCCGUCAAGCAUGAAGGAAAUUUGUUUAUUCAAGGAGACGCAAAUAGCACGGGAGUGACUAGGCUGUGGCCGUCUGCAGCCAUUAUGACGCAGCAGGAUGCUUCUUCAGCCAAUAGUGAUCACUUACAGAAACCUGAAAGAGAGGGGGAGGAGUCGUCUUCGUCCUGGUCCUGCCUGGGAGACAUCAUAAGGCUUAAAACUGAUAAUCUUGUGGCCCGGCAUCGAGGCAUCAGGUCACGGCUGUACUCAAUCACUACCCUUCCACAACACCCAAAGACCCAACAGUCGUCUUCCUCUGUUCCUCCACAACGUAGCAAGACUCGACCCUUUACCACCAACGUCCGACCACAACAUGAGGUAGACGGAGUAAUAUCUGGAGACAAGAGUGGCGACACUGUCGACAGUCGACCGCCUCUUCCUAUAAACAAUCGACAGGGCAGUGUCGACGGCCGCCCCCCUAUCCAUCCUACAAGUCGGCAAAGUAGUAUUGAUGAUCAGCCUCAUCCUCCAAACAGUCGACAAGGCAGUGUCGACAUCAGUAAAUGUGUUGGUCAAAGAAAUAGUGAGCGUUACCCGCGCCCUCGACACGACAGCACUGAUGGCCAGGGAUCAUUCCAGCCCGAGAGACGACGAAAUAGAUCAAACACUCGUCACAGAGACAGUCGUCAAGACAGCAAGAGUCGUGUAAACCCAGUCAGCAGAAGUGGCAGCAUCAACACCUGCUUGACCCAUCCUGGUGAGAGACGUGACAGUAAGAUCGUAGGUGUCCGGUCUGGGUCUUGCUGUGGCAGCAGAGUCAGUUUUGGUCAGGACUUGCUGAGGAAAUUCCUGGAGGUUGCUGUCGACCAGUACGACAGUAUGGAGUGGGAAGAGACGCAGGUGGAGGAGAAUACAACAAACAGCACCUUAUUGCAGGAAGAAUUAAACAGCUCUCUACGUAAGGCUGUGUGUCACCGUAACGCUGAGGAGACCAGGUCACUGCUGAAGCUUGGUGCUGACCCUAACGUAAGCUGUGGUCCCUCACCAGCACUACUGAGAGCUGCCAAGGAUGGAACCUUGUACGUGUUGCAGGCUCUGUUGGCCGCGGGUGCAGACGCAGACGCUCGCUCUGACCUAGGUAACAGCGCACUGCACGUGGCGGCGCGCAGCGGUUACAGCGAGGUGGCCAUACAGCUGGUAAACAGCGGCGCCUUUGUGGACGCAAUCAACCGCUCUGGUGUGACGCCGCUACAGAUGGCUUUGGCACAUGGCCACCUUGAGGUAGCCCGCACCCUUCUCCGUCUCAACGCCGACGUGUUUCUUCCAAACAAAGUUGGUGAAACAGCUUACGAGGUGAUGAACCAACUCGGAUACAUGGGGCUGACAGCGUGUCCCCGGGAGAUGCGUAGAGACUCGGCGCCGGGGUCGAAGGUUGAGUCUCCCUCCACACAGAUCCCACUGCCAGUGAGGUUGAUAAAAGCCAUCGAAGACGGGUGUCCAGCCACAGUGGAGACGUGCCUGGCGGAGGGCGCCCCACCUAACACAAUGGUGCCCCUGGCGCUCCACUGGCCGGCACGCGCUACCGUCCUGCACCGCGCUGCUCAUCACGGCCACGACCUCAUAGUGAGGCUGCUGCUGGCUGCUGGCUCUGACAUUAACAAAAAGGAUGUGGUAGGCAACACGCCCCUCCACGCCGCCACCCAGGCAGGUCAUAAUCGUGUGGUGAAGAUCCUGCUGGGGCAUGGGGCGCUGUUGGACGCUGCCUCACAGUCGGGCAUGACGUCGCUACACAGAGCCGCCUCCAAGGGUAAAGAACUCACGUGUAACUUGCUGUUACGACGUGGUGCCAACCCUCGGGCGGAGGACAACGCUGGCAGAACACCAGCUGACUGGGCGAGGAAACGAGGCUUUAAAUCCGUAGCGAAAAAGCUGGUGUACCGCCGCAAAAAUAGCGUCACCCUGGAGGGAGAGAGUCAGCAACACCAACACUACCUACACCGCCUCAACCAGCUCCACCAGGCAGCACUCAGAGGAGGCCACCAACAACCUGACACUCCUGACUGUUGCGAGGAAUAAUAAGACCGUGUCGUCCACAGUUCUUACGUCUCAGCAACAUUGUCUACAUAACAUACAUUCAUGUUGUUUUUACUGUGUUGUGUCACCAGACUGAACAUUAUCACCGUCAAUGUCAAUAAAGAUUUACAAAAAAUCUC
This is a messenger RNA of Homarus americanus (American lobster), 5085 nucleotides long. RefSeq names its product serine-rich adhesin for platelets-like. The record is from RefSeq and is a predicted model, not a curated record. Gene Ontology annotation, cellular component: nucleus; cytoplasm. Gene Ontology annotation, molecular function: protein binding. Lineage: Eukaryota; Metazoa; Arthropoda; Malacostraca; Decapoda; Nephropidae. Bases 599 to 4948 code for a protein of 1449 amino acids. The transcript has a single exon.